AUGCCCUAUGAGCCCCUUCCCUCACUCUUCCCGAUCACUCUCGAGGAGGCGGAGGAGGAGGAGGAGGUGGUCGCACCUCCUGCUAUGCCCUAUGUCCCUACCUUGGGGGGGAUGGAGGUGCCACCGUCUGUGGAGAUCACCGACGGGCAGCGCCUUGAGACUGAGCAGCUGCAGGACGAGAGCAGUAUGGAUGGAGUACAGCAGAGUGGGGGGCAGGAGACAGGGGAGCAGCAGACAGGGGAGCAGCAGAUUGGGGAGCAGCAGACAGGGGAGCAGCAGAUUGGGGAGCAGCAGACAGGGGAGCCGCAGACAGGGGAGCAGGAGAUGUGGGGAAUUAGAGAUGGUGGUCGUGUGUUGGUUUCUGGGACGACCACUGCACCACUGCGUCGCUCCACUCGCAUCACUCGUGGUGUCCCGCCUACUCUCUCGCUAUCGCUACGCUCUCUAAUAUAUUCCUUCACUGCCGCUCUCCCUCUGCCGCAUUCUCUCUCUCCCUCUGCCGCAUUCUCUCUCUCGCUCUGCCGCAUUCUCUCUCUCACUCUGCCGCAUUCUCUCUCGAACGAACGCUUGAUCUCUCUCGCUCUGCCACAUUCUCUCUCUUGUUGCCGCAUUAUCCCUCUCCCUCUGCCGCAUUCUCUCUCUCUCGCUCUGCCGCAUUAUCUCUCUCGCUCUGCCGCUUUCUCUCUCUUGCUCUCCCGCAUUCUCUCGCUCUCCCUUUCGGUUGCACUCUCUCUGUCUCUCCCGCCGUUUCUCUCUCUCUCUCCCCGCUUCGCUUGCUCUCUUUUUCUCUCUCCGCUUCCCUUGCUCUCUCUCUCUCUUUCUCCCUCUGUUGCUCUCCCUCUCUAUUUCUCCGCCUACCCCUCAUUCUAUCUCUCUCCCUUUCGGUCUUUCUCUCUCUGUCUCUCCCGCCGUUGCUCUCUCUCUCUCUCUCCCCGCUUCGCUUGCCCUCUUUCUCUCUCUCGCUCGCUGCCGCAUUCUCUCUCACGCCCUGCCGCAUUCCCUCUCUCGCCCUGCCGCAUUCCCUCUCUCGCCCCUGCCGCACUCUCUCUCUCAUGCCCUGCCGCACUCUCUCUCUCAUGCCCUGCCGCACUCUCUCUCUCAUGCCCUGCCGCACUCUCUCUCUCAUGCCCUGCCGCACUCUCUCUCUCAUGCCCUGCCGCAUUCUCACCUGCUGCAAUCUCUCUCUCGCUCCCUGCCGCUCUCGCGCUACCUCUCUCUGCCACUCUCACAUUCCCGCUUAUUGCCGCUCUAACUCUCCCUAAGCCCCACUUGCUCUGUGACACCCUUUUCCCCCAUCUCCAUGGCCAGUACACCGUAGGGGGUGCUGCCUGUUGGAGCAGCGGUGACACUCCGAACACUCCUCGUGGAGCGAAGGGCUGUUCUGUUCCCUGUGUCAUUCGUCAAGGUAUCUCAAAACAACACCCCCGCCCACCUCUCCUCAUUUCGUAUCUUGGCCCAUGCAUUCCCUCUCUGUCCCAUUCACUCUCACUCUGCCCCUCUCACUCCCUCUCUGCCCCAUUCACUCCCUCUCUGCCCUAUUCAUUCCUUUGCUGCCCCAUUCACUCCCUCUCUGCCCCAUUCACUCCCUCUCUGCCCUAUUCAUUCCUUUGCUGCCCCAUUCACUCCCUCUCUGCCCCAUUCACUCCCUCUCUGUCCCAUUCACUCUCACUCUGCCCCUCACACUCCCUCUCUGCCCCAUUCACCCCCUCUCUGCCCAUUCACUCCCUCUGUCCCAUUCACUCCCUCUCUGCCCCAUUCACUCCCUCUCUGCCCCAUUCACUCCCUCUCUGGCCCAUUCAAUUUUUCGCCACCCCCCCCCAUCCUCUCCCACUUUCUCCAACUGUUCCAUUUUCACCUCCUCAUGUGCUCUUUCCUCCUGCUGAAUGUCCCAAGAGCAGCAGGCUUACCCAACAGGGACCUGGCUUUUCAUUGCCCAGCCUCACUCUCACCCUCCUCAUCCCCUGCACACUCCCUGUUUCCCACUCCCCCCUCACUCCCACAGCCCCCCCUUCAAGCAGUGCCCAGGGAAGUUGGCCUGCCCCAACUGAGCCCUGGCAGGCAGCGUCACCCUGCCGGCGCAACAGACUGGCGUUCAGAGACCCUCUUCCUUUGCCUUCCUCUCUCCUGGUGCCUUUCGCUCUGCCCCUCUCCCUGCCCAGGGCAAUCGACCUGCCCCACUGGGACCCGUCAGCGUCUCCCUGA
This is a messenger RNA of Closterium sp. Naga37s-1, 2202 nucleotides long. Lineage: Eukaryota; Viridiplantae; Streptophyta; Zygnematophyceae; Desmidiales; Closteriaceae. The record is from the annotation of a GenBank genome assembly.